Molecule: messenger RNA, 1228 nt
Organism: Prorocentrum cordatum
Lineage: Eukaryota; Dinophyceae; Prorocentrales; Prorocentraceae
Source: the annotation of a GenBank genome assembly
CUACUCUGUAAUGCUCCGCCCAAAAGCCCCCGUGGCAGGGCGACACGCCCGACCCGAAGGCCCGGCCCUCCCGCGGCGGCCCCGCCCCCGCGGGGCGGAUAUCGGUGCCUCUUGAUUUCCCUGGCUCGGGGCCGUGCGGCGGGCGCGCGGGCGGCGGCGCGGCCGGGGGGCGCCCCAGAAGCCUUGGCAGUCGCUCGACGUCUCCGGUGGCUCCGGGGACGGCAGCGGCAGGGCCGUGUCGCGGCUGCUGGAGCUCGUGGUGCCCAUGCACCUCCGGCGGCACCGGGGCGUCAGCGCCGUGGUCCGCAGCGAGGGCGUGAGGUUGGUGCAGGGCCGUGUCGAGGCUGUGCAGCUGUCAGGCCUCGACUGGCACAGCCGCGCGGGCCUGACGGCACGGCGUCUGACCGUCUCGGCGCCCGACGGAGCUGCCCUGAGCUACCUGGAGGUGCUGGCGGGGCGCAUCGCGCUGACGGCACCAGCGUACGGGUGGGCAGAGGCCGUCUUCAGCGCAGCCGAUUUCGGCAACUUCCUGCUCUACAGGCCUGUCACCGACACCGUCCCUGCCAUCCUGGGCGAGAGGUUUGUCUUCUCGGGUGAGGGCGUCAGCAUCGACGUGGCGCGCAAGAAGGGUGGCGUUUGGAGGUCGCCUGGGGCGCCGCAGGGUGCUGGCGGCCUUGGAAGCCGGGCCGCCCCCGGGCGCUGCCGUGACCGUCCGCGUCAUCGACCUGGCCCCCUCCGUCGGCACAGCGGCCGGCGCUGCUGACGGCGAGGCGGAGCGGGUGGGCGAAGCCCUCACGGGCUUCUUCCGAGGGUUGCAGGUAGACCUCGCGGGCGUGGGCCUGCGCUUUGCCGCCAUGGACGUGCGCCCCUGGACGGAGCCGGAGAGCCGCGGGGUGCCGGCGGUGUGGCUGCGUCUGAGUGCGCAGAUCCGACGCAUUCCGAACCCCUUGACGGAUCGGAUAUAGAUUUGCAGUAGUUUGUUUCUGAUCGUGCAUCCGUUUCUUUUCUGCUGUUGCUUCCCUCGCUGCCAGCAAACGGCAGCAGGAAGCGGGCGAUGCUUGCAGAUAUCCAGCUGCCUGCGUCGAGCCCAGCCGCCGUUCCAGCGCAGCAGCGCUUCGUGAAGGUAAGUGUGGUGUGUAUAAACUCACGCCAGAUAAGCGCGCAGUCUGGACUCGCAAGGGUCUCAAACUGGACAGCUCCUAUUGGUCUUGGAACCGUCAAGGACUCC